Molecule: messenger RNA, 939 nt
Organism: Heterocephalus glaber (naked mole-rat)
Lineage: Eukaryota; Metazoa; Chordata; Mammalia; Rodentia; Bathyergidae
Source: RefSeq, a predicted model, not a curated record
AUGGGGAAUUAUUCUGCAGUGGCUGAAUUCUUUCUGAUGGGGCUUUCCCAAUACCCAGAACUCCAGCUCUUUCUAUUUGUGCUCUGUCUCAUCAUGUACAUGAUAAUCCUCUUAGGAAAUAGCCUCCUCAUUUUCAUCAGUAUCUUGGAUUCUCGCCUCCACACUCCUAUGUACUUCUUUCUUGGAAACCUCUCAUUCUUGGACAUCUGUUAUACAUCAUCAUCAAUUCCUCCAAUGCUCGUUAUAUUUAUGUCUGAGAGAAAAUCCAUCUCCUUCAUUGGCUGUGUUCUGCAAAUGGUUAUCUCCCUUGGCUUGGAUUCUACUGAAUGUGUCCUCCUGGCUGUGAUGGCCUAUGACAGGUAUGCAGCCAUCUGCAACCCAUUGAGGUACCCCAUCACCAUGAACAAAGUGUUAUAUGUACACAUGGCCGUGUGGUCUUGGGUCAUAGGCUGUCUGAACUCCUUAGUGCAAACAGUCCUGACAGUGGUGUUACCUUUCUGUGGUAAUAACGUCAUUGAUCAUCUUACCUGUGAGAUUCUGGCUCUUCUUAAACUUGUAUGCUCAGAUAUCUCCAUAAAUGUACUUAUUAUGACAGUGGCAAGUAUUGUUUUAUUGGUGAUUCCUCUGCUGUUAAUUUUUGUGUCCUAUAUUUUCAUUCUCUCUUCCAUCCUGAGAAUUAAUUCUUCUGAGGGGAGAAAGAAAGCCUUUUCUACCUGUUCGGCCCACCUGACUGUGGUCAUCUUAUUCUAUGGUUCAGCCCUUUUUAUGUACAUGAAGCCCAAGUCAAAGUUUACCAAAGCAUCUGAUGAAAUCAUUGGACUGUCUUAUGGAGUGGUAGCCCCAAUGUUGAACCCCAUCAUCUAUAGCCUAAGGAAUAAGGAAGUGAAAGAAGCUGUAAAGAAAAUCUUGAGCAAAAAUUUGCAUCUAUGGAAAACAUGA